This is a messenger RNA of Momordica charantia (bitter melon), 459 nucleotides long. Lineage: Eukaryota; Viridiplantae; Streptophyta; Magnoliopsida; Cucurbitales; Cucurbitaceae. The record is from RefSeq and is a predicted model, not a curated record.
UUGGACCCCUUUAAAAUUAUAUACUUACAACUCAAUCCCCUCCAUAUUUCUCCACAAUAAUCCAUCAAUGGAGCAGCUGAACUUGCAGCCUAUGAGUCCCAAGCCCUUCUUUGAAGGGGACGCCGGAUCCUAUCAAAAAUGGCUGCCCUCCGACUAUCCAUUGCUUGCUCAGACCAAGGUUGCCGCCGGCAGGCUUCUCCUCCGCCCUGGCGGUUUCGUCGUUCCUCACUAGGCUGAUUCCUCCAAGGUGGGCUACGUUCUUCGUGGCGACGGAGUUGCCGGAUUUGUGUUUCCGAACAAGUCCGACGAAGUGGUGGUGAAGUUAAGAGAAGGAGAUUUGAUCCCAGUGCCAGCAGGAGUCACGUCGUGGUGGUUCAACGAUGGAGACUCCGAUUUUGAGAUAGUCUUUUUGGGUGAAACCAAAAGUGCGCAUGUGCCUGGGGACUUUACUUACUUCAU